ACAAGCACUCGAGGAAGAACAUAUCAGAAAAUUCAAGUCGUGGUUAUGAUUUCGACAUGAUCCGCAUCGCAGAGUAAAAAUAUGAGACACUUUCGGCAGAAUACCCAUCAUAGGCUUGCCUCUCAAAAUUUGUCAGACUUCAGGAAUUCUCUGCUAAUCGCUGCGUUCCGAAUCAUUGACAAAUGGCGUUGAGAAGGCUUCUGCGGCUUGUGACUGUUGUGGCUCAAGACUCGGUUAGGGUCAUUGGGGCGCGAGCCAGGAGAGGUACGCCAAGAAGCCGCUGGGAACCUCUGAGAGCCGCGGGGAACUGCUCGGGAGCCGCCGUUGUUGCUUCCGACCAACGAUAACUUCUUGUGUCAUCCUGCCCGAUUUGUGAAGUGGUGAUUGUGAAAGGCGAUUGGGAGCUACGCAUAUCUGGUGCUGAUGAUAGCCUGCAAGGAUUCUGGUUUUGGGGAUUUUGCGUUUCAAUGGUGCUUCCUUCGUUGCGCAUGAAGAGUGGGAGCAGACUGUAGUGGUUGGAGCUUGUAAAUUGGAAUGUAUAGAUCGAAGAUUGAAGUUUGAUUGCUCCUUCCCGUCUUCGUGCAGGUUAAUUUUUUUCAGGGUUGCUGUAUAUCAGGGCAUAAGUGUGGUGAGCUUCAAUUGCUUCAUAGUCGGCAGCUUGAAUCCUGCUGGGUGGAUUAGUCGCAUCAUGGACAAGCUCUAUUUAGAUCAAGAAAAUGAGCGGGAUGUGGACGAUCUGCUGGCACAAAUCAACGAUGAAAAUAUUUUGAAAAUGUCUGUUAAUAUUCAUCACAAGGGCGCUAACAGGAUGCGCACUCCGUUCUUGGAAGACCAAGAGCUGGGCAAUCAAGGAAUCAAUGCUGAGCUCGAAGCUCGCUACGCAAGUUUGAAAGCCCCACGCCCUAAAGCAAAGGAGAGGGGAACAAUCUCCAGAAAAUCGAAGCAGAUUGACAUCCUAAAGACUGACGUGUCCGCAAGUUCAAAACGGUGUAGUAAAGCGGCGUCAAAAGGGGAACAAAGUGUAUCUCAAUCAAAGGCUGCAGUGAGUGAUGAGGGGGACAGUUUGAAUGCAGAGUUGAUUGCCAGAUUCCAAGCACUGAAAGGGCCUUCGGUGCCUCAAGAGUUGUCAGAUGGAGAGGCUUCUUUAAAAUCUGGGAGCUCAGGAUCUAACACACCAAUCUUAAGUGAACACCUCAAAGCUUUAAAGACUCGCUCGAAGAAGUCUCCUCAGAUGUCUCCGUCUCGUCCAGAUUAUCCCCCUGGAGUAACUGUUUCCUCUACUUCCGUGGGUUCCUCUGGGUGGUGUGCCCCUGCAUCUCCUUUCAAGAUGAUGAGGGUGCUGAGCACUAAAAAGUCUGGUCCCGAUUCAUUGGGACCAGUUUCACGCUCUUCCUCGCAUUCCUCUCAGACUAGAGAUGCGAAAAAAGCAAUCAAGAGAAGCCUGUCGCACACAUCCAAAGAUGAUGAUCAAGAGGAUCCUUCAGCAGUUGUAGCAGAUGUUCAGAGGCUACUUGCAGCCGUUUCUAAGGAAGGACGCUCAGAGAGAGAACAGUGCACUGCAAAGGAAGCCUUGCUUGUAGAGAAUAAAAGAGCAUUUAACAUGAAGGAUCGAGAUACUGAACUUUUGAAAGCCAUGGAGGAUGAGGAGGCAAUAGCUCUGGAAGCGGAGAAGGUGGUGGAGUGGGCAAAGGACAACGCACGACUUGAAGGUUCUGAUGAGGAAUUUGAGGAUGAACUGGAUAUAGAGGUUACUGAUUCGGAUGAUUCUGACGACUCAGCAGGAGCGAAACUCAUGAACACGAAGAAGAAGACUAGCCUUCUUGAGGAUGCAGAUCCAGAGGAAUCGAAGAAACGAAAGGGACGGAGGCGGUGGAACUUCCUCUAAAUUUCUUGCGUAACUGGUUACAUAUUCUUGUGUAUGCUUCUUGUAAUACUGAGUUCCACAAUUGCGGCAUUGUUCAGAUUUUCUUUUAAAAAAUGACGUAUCUGUUCGAAAGUACUCAGUGAAAUAUUCUAGAGUUUUCUUGACACACCUGGGUGUUGUUCCUCAGUGUAUCAUAACAAGAUGUAUCCCGUGGUUAAUUCCUGCCAGAUGGAGCUCGCAGAUGUUAAUUUCUAUUUUGUAGGUGAACAUGUAUUUUGGAGUAAUCGGAAAUUUUACUAUUGCGCUGCGUGGAAGCAAGGCGAAGCAUAUGUCUAUGGCUUCGCAGAAAUAUGCGCUCACUGCAUCCGGGGAUUUGCACCAAAAGGGUUGAGAACAUGAUCUAUCCUACUGAUAGUUUACAGGCCUAUAUGAUGGUGCUAUCAAGUAAAACGCACUACCUUCUUUAUAAAACUUUGGAAAGUCCAUUGGUUAAGCUGCAGUAAGGAAUGAGGUUCAUACGUUUUGCCAAGUUCACCUUUCUGCUCAUUCAAUCUUGAGCGUGUCAGGAUCUCUUCUCUUA
Molecule: messenger RNA, 2444 nt
Organism: Physcomitrium patens
Lineage: Eukaryota; Viridiplantae; Streptophyta; Bryopsida; Funariales; Funariaceae
Source: RefSeq, a predicted model, not a curated record